UACAGUAAAUCCGCCUCCUUUGCUGCAGUGAGCAUGGCGGGGCUGGGGAGCGGCCUGCGCCUCCUGCCUUUCCUCGCCCUGCUGAGGCCGAGCAGCGGAGACGGAAGCGGCGGCUGGGACCCGGCGGGGUACCUCCUGUAUUGCCCCUGCAUGGGGAGAUUUGGGAACCAGGCGGACCAUUUUUUGGGCUCCUUGGCAUUUGCCAAGAUGAUCAAUCGGACUUUAGCUGUACCCCCCUGGAUUGAGUACCGGCAUCAUAGGCCUCCAUAUACAAACCUGCACGUUCCCUACAAAGACUAUUUCAAGCUAGCCCCUCUCCUGGAAUAUCACCGGGUUAUCGCCUUGGAGGAGUUUAUGGCGAAGCUGGCUCCGGUCUACUGGCCUCCUGGCAAGAGGGUGGCGUUUUGCUUCGAUGCUGCGGCCCAGAGAAGCGCUGAUAAAAGGACGUGCCCCAUGAAGGACGGAAAUCCCUUUGGGCCCUUUUGGGAUCAGUUUGACGUGGAUUUCGAUAGGUCGGAGCUGUUUGGAGGCAUCUCCUUCGGUGCCUCUUACAAGGACCACUGGAUCCGAAGGUUUCCGCCCUCUGAAUACCCUGUCGUGGCCCUCCCGGGUGCACCAGCCCAGUUUCCCGUUCCGGAGGAGUACCAGCCUCUGCACCGGUUUAUGGUGUGGUCUGACGCCCUGGUGGACAAGGCGGAGUCCUACAUCAGCUCCUUCCUCGUCAGGCCCUACGUGGGAAUACAUCUCCGGCUGGGCUCCGACUGGAAAAACGCGUGCAAUAUGUUGAAGGACGGCACGGCCGGGUCUCACUUAAUGGCUUCGCCUCAGUGCGUGGGCUAUGACCGCAACACCGCUGCACCGCUCACCAUGGACAUGUGUCUGCCAGACCUCAAGGAGAUCCAGCGCGCUCUCAAGCUCUGGGUGGAGGCGAUCGAAGCGAAAGCCGUGUACGUUGCCAGCGAUUCUGAGCCCUACACCAAUGAGAUACAGCAACUCUUCAACGGGAAGGUCAAAGUGGUGUCCCUGCAGCCUGACGUGGCCCAGAUAGACUUGUACAUCCUCGGCCGGUCUGACCAUUUCAUCGGGAACUGCGUCUCUUCCUUUACCGCCUUUGUGAAGCGGGAGCGCGACGUGCACGGGAGACCGUCCUCCUUUUUCGGCAUGGACCACCCCCCCAAGCCGCGGGACGAGCUAUAGCCUACGGAGGGAGGACGGCCCGCCACUUCCCUUCAGUCCUCCGGUGAUGCACAACUGGAAUCGACACUGGGCUCUGCGGAAAGCGGGUUCUCUGCACAUCUGGACAAAGCUGGGUAGCGGAUCGCCACUCGACGCCAGCGGCUGAAACCAGAAAGCGGGGAGGGGGAGUUCUUCUCGCUGCUGGAGAGAAACCACCCAAUCUGUUCAACUCGCUACUUGAUUCUCCUCCUUCCCUUUUCUUGACUGCUUUGCUACUCCUUCCGGGACUGGGUUCCCCGGUUGGCGUUUUCUUACUACACAGUAUUCCCAGCCUGCUCUUCUCUAGGAAUCGAAUUCAUUCCAAAUUAGGCGAUUGACUGACUAACCGAACAUACCUCCAGUGUUUCAGCUUGCUGAUCUCGGAAAAACGGAUUGCGGUCUCCUUCACUAACAGCAAGAAGUGUGAAAUCAUUGAGUCUGCACAGGUAUUACUCCUACUAACACCCCGGCCUGCUGGAUCCGCUGGCGUCUGCCACACCGAGGGAGCAGGAGGUUAAAUGCAUUUGGGGAGGAGGAGGGCUAAAUAUUCUUUGAGCUAGUUGGGUGUAGUGGUGAAGUGUGCGGACUCUUAUCUGGGAGAACCGGGUUUAAUUCCCCACUCUUCCGCUUUCACCUGCUAGCAUGGCCUUGGGUCAGCCAGAGCUCUCUUAUUUGGGAGAACCAGGUUUGAUUCCCCACUCCUCCACUUGCAGCUGCUGGAAUGGCCCUGGGUCAGCCAGAGCUCUCUUAUCUGGGAGAAUCGGGUUUGAUUCCCCACUCCACCACUUGCAGCUGCUGGAAUGGCCUUGGGUCAGCCAGAACUCUGGCAGAGGUUGUCCUUGAAAGGGCAGCUGCUGUGAGAGCCCUCUCCGGCCCCACCCACCUCACAGGGUGUCUGUUGUGGGGGAGGAAGGGAAAGGAGAUUGUUGAGCUGCUCUGAGAUUCGGAGUGGAGGGCGGGAUGUAAAUGAUGAUGAUGAUGAUAUUGGAUUUAUAUCCCACCCGCCACUCCGAAGAGUCUCAGAGCGGCUCACAAUCUCCUUUCCCUUCCUCCCCCACAACAGACACCCUGUGAGGUGGGUGGGGCUGAGAGGGCUCUCACAGCAGCUGCCCUUUCAAGGACAACCUCUGCCAGAGCUCUGGCUGACCCAAGGCCAUGCUAGCAGGUGCAAGUGGAGGAGUGGGGAAUCAAACCCGGUUCUCCCAGAUAAGAGAGCUCUGGCUGACCCAAGGCCAUUCCAGCAGCUGCAAGUGGAGGAGUGGGGAAUCAAACCCGGUUCUCCCAGAUAAGAGAGCUCUGGCUGACCCAAGGCCAUUCCAGCAGGUGCAUGUGGAGGAGUAGGGAAUCAAACCCGGUUCUCCCAGAUAAGAGUCCGCACAAUUCACCACUACACCAAAGGCGAUUGUGAGCCGCUCUGAGUCUCUGAUUCACAGAGAAGGGCGGGGUAUAAAUCUGCAGUCUUCUUCCUCUUCUUCAUUUCCUAUCGUGAGAGAUGUUUUUAUAGCAGCUUUGUUGCAUUUUGCGUCACUUGCAGUCCAAACACUGUAUGCAAUAAAAGAAAAAUGGAACUCAGAA
Messenger RNA from Heteronotia binoei (common prickly gecko), 2790 nucleotides. RefSeq names its product protein O-fucosyltransferase 1 (gene POFUT1). Gene Ontology annotation, molecular function: peptide-O-fucosyltransferase activity. Gene Ontology annotation, cellular component: endoplasmic reticulum. The coding region runs from base 34 to 1197 and encodes 387 amino acids. Gene Ontology annotation, biological process: regulation of Notch signaling pathway; protein O-linked glycosylation via fucose; Notch signaling pathway. The record is from RefSeq and is a predicted model, not a curated record. The transcript has 7 exons. NCBI's taxonomy places the organism in Eukaryota, Metazoa, Chordata, Lepidosauria, Squamata, Gekkonidae.